Messenger RNA from Ruditapes philippinarum (Manila clam), 669 nucleotides. Its product is annotated as oocyte zinc finger protein XlCOF15-like. Gene Ontology annotation, molecular function: RNA polymerase II cis-regulatory region sequence-specific DNA binding; DNA-binding transcription factor activity. The coding region runs from base 1 to 669 and encodes 222 amino acids. The record is from RefSeq and is a predicted model, not a curated record. Gene Ontology annotation, biological process: regulation of transcription by RNA polymerase II. The transcript has a single exon. Lineage: Eukaryota; Metazoa; Mollusca; Bivalvia; Venerida; Veneridae.
AUGGCUCCAUUAGAUGGCUCGUUUCUUGAUGUAUCUUUGGAGGAGACUGUUAAUAGUGAGAUAUUUGACUGUGACAUUUGUGGCAGAGGUUACAAGACCAAAGCCUUACUGAAAAGACAUCUCAGAAAACAUUCAAGCGAGGAAACAUUUGAAUGCACGAGAUGUACACAGUAUUUUAGCAGUCAGAAGGCACUUGAUGAUCAUAUUAAGAGUAAACAUAAUGAGAAAAAUCACCUCUGCGUCACAUGUGGUAAAUCAUUCAUGACAAAGUCUAAUCUUAAUUCUCACACUAAACUAAUCCAUCCAAGAGUUGAUGAUGCUAAAUCAUCAACUUUGAUGUCAUGUCCUUUUAAAGACUGUAAAUUAACUUUCAAUCAAAAGGAGAAAUACCAGGAUCACAUGAAUACACAUACAGGGAUUAAACCGUACUCGUGUGCACAGUGCGAAAGAAAAUUCCAUAACAGGUAUAUAAAAUCAAAACACGAAAAAUCCUGCCUUGGUUUGUCAGUCAAUACAUGUGAUGUAUGUAAUAAGGAUUUGUGUGAUAAAUCGUCUCUUAAGAGACACAAAGACGCUCAACAUUCCGGGAAACGAUUUGCAUGCCUUUGUGGAAAAAACUUUGCUUAUUACAGCUCUCUCUUGAAGCAUAAGAAAGAAAAGAAACACUAA